Messenger RNA from Penicillium taxi, 1545 nucleotides. Its product is annotated as WD domain protein. The transcript has 2 exons. Gene Ontology annotation, molecular function: protein binding. NCBI's taxonomy places the organism in Eukaryota, Fungi, Ascomycota, Eurotiomycetes, Eurotiales, Aspergillaceae. The coding region runs from base 1 to 1545 and encodes 514 amino acids. The record is from RefSeq and is a predicted model, not a curated record.
AUGUCGAAACGUGCCAUAGAUGAUGAUGACGACACUGGUGAGCAGUCUGAUUUGCCAAUUGCAAAGCGCAAGGAGAUUGGGCUCGUUCAAUUGGAUCGACUGUCCACUCUGAGCAAUGAACUCAUCCUGAACAUCUUGUCUUUUCUCCCUAUGCCUUCAUUGAUCACAUGUCAAGUAUUAUCUCAUCGAUUUAAUGAUCUCUGCAAAGACUCUGAGAUUUGGAAAAUGCACUACUUCAACACGUGGGUUCGUCCUCGAGCCUGUCAGACUGCCAGAGUGGAGUCCUCAUCAUUGCAACCGAAAACAAAUUAUUCACCCCAAGUCUCAACAUGGCUUGAUCACGGACAUUUGGCCACGGAAAUGACCAACUGGAAAAGCCAAUACCGCCUCCGGCAAAAUUGGUACAGAGGUGUCUGUCGCGUCUCUGAAAUCGAGUUUUCUGAGCCUCCCAGUCGACGGGCGCUGGUCCAGCUCUGUGCUGGAAUUGUCGUGGUAGCUGACACUCAUGGACUUCAAGUGUGGGCCGCCAACGAUCCCGCGCGCUGUCUAGCAAGAAUCUCGUUUUCCGAGGAAUCAAAGAUCUUGUUCCACCCGGAAUUAAAGACUACUUUAAAACCCACAGCCUUGGCUGUAGGUAACUUUGAAGAGCAGCAGAUGAUUGUGGUGGGAUUUGGGAAUGGUCAAGUCAGUCGAUAUGUCUUGCAUAUUCAAACACACCGGCUAUGUUUGCAAUCUUCGCACCGUGAACGCAAAGCAGCAAUCACUAGUGUAGCUCUUUCAUGGCCAUUCCUCAUGAUGAACUUCGACUUUAAGUUGUCACUUUACCGCCUCCGUGCCCCAGAUGAGAAAGAAAUUGAUUGGCACCAAGUGGCAACUCUUCAAUCUGGAAAAGGCAUUGGUUCACUAAAUCUUUCUCUUUUCACUUCGGCACUUGAUAUCGUGGCUAGAAUUGUUUAUAAUUUUUAUCAUAAUGGUUGUGGAUGGGCCCUGAAAAUUCAGGAGCUUCGGUUCAAUAAAGAAGGUCACCAGACGAGAUCCCGUUUGACGGAUACUGUCCAUUCGCAAUACUCUAUUCAUCCGCUACGUGGAACGCAGAUUCCGUCUAUCAUCCAUCCGAAACCACCGACAUCCAUUUCUUAUUCCCACCCAUACUUACUGACAUCUCACUCGGACAAUACAUUAACCAUGUACCUGGUGGUUUCCGAUGCCAAUAGUCUGUUCAUUGGUGAGGGACAACGGCUCUGGGGACACACAUCUUCUGUGUCCACGGUGCAAGUGACCAACCGCGGGAAAGCAGUGUCUAUGAGUUCUCGUGGGAAGGAGAUCCGAGUUUGGGAGCUCGAACCAACUGCCCGGCAGCCCUUUCAAAACGAUAGCAUUCAAAUUAUACCUGACGAGAAGCCAUUCGAUUCACAGCUACCUGAUGGAGCGGGAAUAGAUGAAGAUUUGGUCCAACUUGAAUGUGUCGGAUUUGAUGAAGAACGGGUACUCAUACGGCGAGAGGGAAUUAUGGGCACACAGCUUGCGUGUUAUGAUUUCACUUGA